UCGCCUGCCCUUAUUUACAUGUAAUCAUAUGAAUGAACAUGGUUCCGUACGUGGCAUGCAUAUUAUAGUACUAUAGUAACAUAUGCAUGGUGAAAGCGAAAGGAAGUGGUGGCGAGUAACUUGAGAAGAGCAUGUUAGCUGCUUUCGUGCAUGUCAAGGGAUGAAUUUAUAGAUUCCCAUCCCCACACAGACACAGCCAGACCCGAGGCAACUGACAAUAAACUCAGGCCGACCGGCUGCCAAAGGGCCUCCCAUCCAUCCUGGCCGCUGUUGCAUUCGACGCUGAUGCCGAUGCCGAUGUCGAUGCCGAUGCCGAGGACGGUAUCGUCGGGAUAACCAGCCAGUGGGCAGGCAGCGUGCGCUCUCCAUGCAGGCCGUGGGUGUACAGUGAAGUUGUGAAUGUCUGUGCUUGAUCUCAACUUUCCACAGCUCGUAUAUUUCAACACCUGCAUCAGUGGGAGAUCUUUUGUUGUGGGAAUUUGUAGUGAAGAAAAGCACACCGAACAAGAAGAUGGAGUUGGUGGUUGGUGCUUCAGAAGCAACCAUGAAAUCUCUCCUGGGCAAGCUUGGUGGCCUUCUCGCCCAGGAGUAUUCUCUGAUCAGGGGGGUUCGUGGUGACAUCCAGUACAUCAGUGACGAGCUUGCCAGCAUGCAGGCCUUCCUCCGCGACCUGAGCUCUGCACCUGAAGGGCAAGACAACCGGAUGAAGGACUGGAUGAAGCAGAUCCGUGACAUGGCCUACGACUGCGAGGACUGCAUAGAUGACUUUGCCCACCGGCUCCCCAAUGAGCCCGUCGUCAGUGAUUUCACAUGCUCAUGGAUAGUCAUUGGAAUCUAUGAGCUCUGGACAUGGUGGCCCCGCCGUGAAAUUGCUUCCAAAAUUGUUGACCUCAAGGUCCGGGCGCAACAGAUUGCCGAACGCCGCAGCAGAUAUGGAGUGAACAACCCAGACCACAACACUAGCAAUAGGCCUGGUGUUCGUGCAGCCACAUAUGACAUUGCUGAACAUCAGGUCGCGGCCCGUCAGCUCAUCGGUAUGAAGGAGCCUGUGGGGGUCGCUACUGACAUGGACAAACUUGAGAAGUGGCUAUCCAAAACUGAUCCUAAUGAGAGAGCUGUUUUGUCCAUAGUAGGAUUUGGGGGUGUGGGGAAGACCACCAUUGCAACAGCAUUGUACAGGAAUGUCAGGAAUGAGUUUGAGUGCCGGGCGUCAGUCACCGUGUCCCAGAACUAUGACCAAGAUGCAGUCAUGAGGAGCAUUCUGAAUCAAGUCAUGCCGCAAGACACAGAUCAAAAGCAGCAAGGCAGUGAGCCAGGAACCCCCGAGGACAAGACACUGGUGGCACAAAUUAGAAAGAAACUGAAUCGAGUUGUGCUGCCAUUAAUCCAAAUUCACAGGCAGCAAUGCAAUGAUGGGAGCUCUGAUGUAAAGCCAAUCAAGAUUGAGACAAUGGACCAUGAUGAACUUGUCAACGAACUGAAAAAGCAACUGGCUGAUAAGAGGUAUCUCCUCUUAAUUGAUGAUAUAUGGUCUGCAAAGACAUGGGAGAGCAUCAGAAUUUGUUUGCCAGAAGAGAAUAAUAGAGGCAGUAGAAUAAUAGUGACUUCAAGGUUUCAAGCUGUUGGUGCUACGUGCUCCCCAAAUGAUAAAAUUGACCUUCUGCAUACAGCUGAUUUUCUCACUGGUGAUGAGUCCAAGAGAUUAUUCGUUCAAGGUGUUUCUGAAUCCAAAAGCAGCAAAAAUAAUGAGAUAGUUCAGAACCAUGUCCCUGAAGAGAUUUGGAAAAUUUGUGGGGGCUUGCCUUUGGCCAUAGUCACCAUGGCUGGCCUAGUUGCCUGCAACCCAAGCAAACACAGUGAUGAUUGGAAAAAAGUCUGCAAAUCAUUAUUUCCAGAACCUGUGACUUCUCUUACUUUAGAUGGGGUUACAAGGAUACUUGACUGUUGCUACAAUGAUUUGCCUGCAGAUCUCAAGACCUGUUCAUUGUACUUGAGCAUAUUUCCAAAGGGUUGGAAAAUUAGCAGGAAGCGGUUGACCCGGCGAUGGAUAGCUGAAGGUUUUGUUAGUGAGAAACAAGGGUUGACAGAGGAGGAAGUUGCAGAGACAUAUUUUAAUCAGCUCACAAGAAGAAAGAUAAUACGUCCUGUGGAGCACGGUAGCAAUGGGAAAGUAAAAACCUUUCAAGUUCAUGACAUGGUCCUUGAAUAUAUUGUGUCCAAGUCGAAUGAAGAGAAUUUUAUUACUGUAGUAGGUGGCCACUGGAUGAUGCCAGCACCUAGCAAUAAAGUCCGUCGACUUUCAAUGCAGAGCAGUGGUUCCAAGUCAGGAAAUUCAACAAAAGGUAUGAACUUGUCUCAGGUUCGAUCACUGACCAUUUUUGGGAGCCUGAACCAAUUGCCAUUUCAUUCAUUCAAUAAUGCAAUAAUACAAGUGCUCGAUCUUGAGGGCUGGAAGGGGUUGAAAGAGAAACAUCUGAAGGACAUAUGUAACAUGCUUGUCCUGAAGUAUUUGGGCCUUCGACGGACAGAGAUUGCCAAAAUUCCCUCGAAGAUUGAAAAGCUUGAGUAUUUGGAAGCUCUUGACAUCAGAGAGACAAAUGUUAGGGAGCUUCCCAAGGCUGUAGGGCAGCUAAAACGAAUCAGUAGCAUACUUGGUGGAAAUAAAAACCCAAGGAAGGGGUUGAGGCUGUCUCAAGAAAAAAGUAAAGACCCAAGGAAAAGUAUGUUGCCACAGGAAAAAAGUAAGGAUGGAAUGAAAGCACUCCGUGUACUGUCUGGAAUUGAGAUCAUUGGCGAAUCAACAGCUGUAGCAGGCCUUCAUCAGUUGACUGGAUUAAGGAAGUUUGCCAUCUAUAAGCUUAGCAUAAAUAAGGAUGGUGACACAUUCAAAGAGUUACGCUCCUCUAUUGAGUACCUUGGCAGCUGUGGAUUGCAAACUCUGGCAAUAAAUGAUGAAGGUUCUGAUUUUAUCAACUCCUUGGACACCAUGUCUGCACCUCCAAGAUACCUUAUUGCCCUUGAGCUGUCCGGAAUGUUAGAAAGGCCCCCACAGUGGAUGAGUAAACUGCAUAUGCUGAACAAGUUAACCCUGUCGUUAACAGUUCUCCGGACUGACACUUUGGAGCUCAUCUGCGCCCUGCCGUCAUUGUUUUCUCUCACCUUUUCUCUGAAUGCAGUGAAUCUUGACGAGGACACACAGGAGAUCCUCGAGAAGAACAAAGAACAGUCUGAUGGGGAGAUAUUUGUCCCUGGUGGAUUCCCAAGUCUGAAGCUGCUCCGCUUCUUUGCCCCUCUUGUGCCAAAGCUAGGUUUCAGCGACAAUGCGAUGCCAUCGCUGGAGAUGAUUGAUAUGAGGUUUUGUGCCUUUGAAGGUUUGCUCGGCAUUGACACCCUAGAAAAUCUCAAAGAGGUGCAUCUCAGAGUUAAUGACCAAGCAGAUGAAGCAACCAAGUUCUUUGUUGAUGAUCUGAAGAAUAAUGGCCAUGGACUGAAGGUAAUUGUUGAUCAUGUCGUCACUGCUUGAAAUGGCAAGAUAUUGGUGCCGCCCAGAGCUCUUUCCAAUUCACUGACACAUGCUCUGUUGAUUUGGAGUGGGUAGUUUCUUAUUACCAAAUAUAUGAUAUUCAUGUUUGAUAAAUAAAUAAAUAAAUAGGGAUGGACAAAGUAUGCAUUCACAUCCCAUGGUAUUGUGCUCCGCUGCUGGAAUUUAUUUGGUUUUCCCCUUUAUGUU
Messenger RNA from Sorghum bicolor (sorghum), 3730 nucleotides. Its product is annotated as putative disease resistance RPP13-like protein 3. Gene Ontology annotation, molecular function: ADP binding. Gene Ontology annotation, biological process: defense response to other organism. The transcript is spliced from 3 exons. Lineage: Eukaryota; Viridiplantae; Streptophyta; Magnoliopsida; Poales; Poaceae. The coding region runs from base 512 to 3523 and encodes 1003 amino acids. The record is from RefSeq and is a predicted model, not a curated record.